Molecule: messenger RNA, 1244 nt
Organism: Solanum dulcamara
Lineage: Eukaryota; Viridiplantae; Streptophyta; Magnoliopsida; Solanales; Solanaceae
Product: proteasome subunit alpha type-7
Exons: 3
Coding region: 187-936 (249 amino acids)
Biological process (GO): ubiquitin-dependent protein catabolic process
Cellular component (GO): proteasome core complex, alpha-subunit complex; nucleus; proteasome core complex
Source: RefSeq, a predicted model, not a curated record
GAUGAACAUUUUUUUUUUGGUCAUUUUCUUGAUAACUAAAGUUAAUUAAAGGUUAGAGGGAAGAACUUUCAGAAACAAACACUCAACAGAUCGGAAGAAACUGAAAUCACACAAACACUCAACAGAUCGGAAGAAACUGAAAUAUCUCAGAGCUCAAAUUGUUCAAUAGCUUUUAGUAUCAGAUAAAUGGCUAGAUACGAUAGAGCGAUCACUGUUUUCUCGCCGGACGGCCACCUAUUCCAAGUGGAGUACGCCAUGGAAGCCGUACGCAAAGGAAACGCAGCCGUCGGUGUACGUGGAACUGACACUGUUGUCCUUGGCGUCGAGAAGAAGUCUACUCCCAAGCUUCAGGACUCCAGGUCAGUAAGAAAGAUAGUAAAUCUAGAUGAUCACAUUGCAUUGGCCUGUGCUGGACUGAAAGCAGAUGCACGAGUCCUUGUGAAUAAGGCACGUAUUGAGUGUCAGAGUCAUAGGCUUACGGUUGAAGAUCCUGUUACCGUUGAGUACAUAACUCGGUACAUUGCUGGUCUUCAGCAAAAGUAUACUCAAAGUGGUGGGGUGAGGCCAUUUGGCCUAUCCACCUUGAUCAUUGGUUUUGACCCACAUACAGGUGUCCCCUCACUUUACCAAACAGAUCCAUCAGGUACAUUCUCAGCUUGGAAAGCCAAUGCGACUGGCAGGAACUCCAACUCUACUCGCGAGUUCUUGGAGAAGAAUUACAAAGAAACAUCUGGCCAGGAAACUGUGAAACUGGCAAUACGUGCUUUGCUUGAAGUUGUUGAAAGUGGUGGAAAAAACAUAGAAGUUGCUGUGAUGACAAAAGAGCAUGGGCUUAAGCAACUUGAGGAAGCUGAAAUUGAUGCCAUUGUUGCUGAGAUCGAAGCAGAGAAAGCAGCUGCAGAAGCAGCCAAAAAGGCCCCGCCAAAAGAAACCUAAUUCUGUUGAAAUUCACUCUUAACUAUCCCUGAAUCUUCUUCUUUCUUUCUUUUUUUGGAUCAAAUUGAGUGCAGUAUUCCUUGAAUUUUAAGAUUUUGGUCUACUUGGUGCCUUCUAAGACUGAUCUUGUUGUCGGGCCAACACCUUUGUUAAAAUUGUUUUAUGGUACUAUGAAGUCAUGCUCCCGCAGACCCCUGCCUAUUUGGGCGUUGCUUGAUAGUUUAAUGUUUUGUCAUGUUAUUUGGUAGUUCUUGUAGUUUGGGAAUUUAGUUGUGAAAUAUCAGCAUUUGUUUGUGCUCUUUCCUCAA